Molecule: messenger RNA, 1342 nt
Organism: Corvus hawaiiensis (hawaiian crow)
Lineage: Eukaryota; Metazoa; Chordata; Aves; Passeriformes; Corvidae
Product: translation initiation factor IF-2-like
Exons: 4
Coding region: 1-1077 (358 amino acids)
Source: RefSeq, a predicted model, not a curated record
AUGGGGCCGCCCCGCUACACGGGCGCGCACAUGCCGCGCACACGGCGCCGGGCAGCCGCGGUGUCACCUGCUCGCCGGCAGCGCCGGACCCACGCCCUGCUUGGCGCGGAGGGCCCUCCCGGGGCGGGCCGUGCCGGGCGGAGCGCGGGCGCGGCGGGCCGGGCGGGGCCGGCUCCGAACCGUCACGCCGAGGCUGCCAGCGGGAGAGCUCAGGCGGAGCAGCGGCCCGAGGGCUGCGGGUGCUUCUGCGGCGGUGGACCCCGUGCCCGCUCCCGCAGCAGCGCUGCCCGCUCGGGUCGUUCGCUAACGCUUUUGAACGCGCAGGGCUCGGUGCGGGCCACGGGCGUCUCGGCACGAGGGAAGGGGGGCUCCGGGCAUUCUCCGCAUAAGCGUGCGGUGCCGGCGGAUGCGUGGGUGUCUGUGCAGUCUGUCUGUGCACAUUCCCGGCUGCCUGGACGCGUAUUUUCCCCAGUACUGACGGGCACCGCCCGCUUCCCUGCUGAGCCGGACUCCGCAACUCGCUGCCCUGCGGAGCCCCAGCCUUCCCCUCCCGCCAGUGGCCGACGCCGAAGCAUCGGUGCACAGAAAAAGGCCCGUGGCGGGAGCGUUCGGGGAGCCGGGGCACCAGGCUGCCGGCACGGUGGACAGCUGCCUAGCUUCGGCACCGGCACGGAGACCGGCGGGCGCCCCCCGGGCGGCCUCGCUGCCGGUUGUCCACGGAGCUCCCUAUGCUUCCCUCAACCGGGCACUCCCCAGACCGGCUCUGCAAACCUGCAGCUCCGACCGAGCCCCCGGCGGCCGCGCCCGCCGCCCGGUGCCUCCACGUCGCCGUGCCUCUGCCCCCGGCCGCUUUCGUGCGGGGCAGUCCCACGGCCUGGCCGCGUUGGCUCGGUAGCCCUAGCGGAGCGGCCCCGGCCCGGGAGGAGCCACCGCCGGCGGCGCACGACGGUGGCUGAUCCAGCCCGUGCUGCCCCCCUCGGAAGGAUGGAUGUGAACGAGCUACUAAGUGUAGUUACUAAUAACAAUAACAAUAAAUUUUUGGACUGUUGUUCAGUAAUGCAAACAAAUGUUUCGUGAACCACACGGAGUCUCCCCGUGCCUCGCAGAAGCCCCACAGGAACCGGCCCGUCUGACCACCGGCUGUUCCCCGGCCCAGGGAAUGGACCCCCGGGCAGCCUCACGGAGCAGGUGACAGGGCCAGUCAUCAGGGCCGGGGCCAGCUAGGGCGGCCGAAAGGGGAGGUGGUGCCGGCGGUAUCCGGCAGAAUGCGGUCGGAGGCCGCGCCGCAUGAAAAGCGGCGAGCACCGAGCCGGUAUUUUAAUAAAGCAGGACGUCUUUGAUA